GUCUUUGUGACGCGGCGGCGGCGGAGACGACCGCGGACACAAAGGGAAAGGCGAGGAGGCGAACGAGGGGCUGGGCCUGUCCCCGCCCCGCGACCCCCGCCCACCGCGCGCGCGUGCUCGCUCGCUCCCCUCGCUCCCCUCGCCCCGAUCUCCCCCACGCGGGCUCGCACCCUCGCGCGCACCCCUCGCGCUCCCGCGAACGUCGCACGCGCCCGGACCCCACCGACUUCGUCCCGAGCGCGGCGAGCCGGGGGGCCUGGCUGGUGCUGCGGGUGGGGCGGGGGAUGCUGAAGGGUUCUUCCUGACGGGAGCAGCGGCGCGGCUGCUCGGAGGCGCCCGGGGAGCGGCGGGGCUCUCGGCGCGUGGCUGGAUGCCCCGGGCCUGCGGCUCCCUGCACUUCCCGCCGUCCAGGGGCGCCAGUCAUGGGCGCCGCGACCGCUGAGGCGCCGCUCCGGCUGCCUGCCGCGCCCCCACUCGCCUUCUGCUGCUACACGUCGGUGCUGCUGCUCUUCGCCUUCUCUCUGCCCGGGAGCCGCGCGUCCAACCAGCCCCCGGGUAGCAGCGGCGGCGGUGGCGGCGGCAGCGGCGGGGACUGUCCCGGCGGCAAAGGCAAGAGCAUCAACUGCUCAGAACUAAAUGUGAGGGAGUCUGAUGUCAGAGCCUGUGAUGAAUCCUCGUGUAAAUAUGGAGGAGUGUGUAAGGAAGAUGGAGAUGGUUUGAAAUGUGCAUGCCAGUUUCAGUGCCAUACAAAUUAUAUUCCUGUGUGUGGAUCAAAUGGGGACACUUACCAAAAUGAGUGUUUUCUUAGAAGAGCUGCUUGUAAGCACCAGAAAGAGAUAACAGUAGUGGCCAGAGGACCGUGCUACUCCGAUAAUGGCUCAGGAUCUGGAGAAGGAGAAGAGGAAGGGUCUGGGGCAGAAGCUCACAGAAAACACUCGAAGUGCGGACCCUGCAAAUACAAAGCCGAAUGUGAUGAAGAUGCAGAAAAUGUUGGGUGUGUAUGUAAUAUUGAUUGCAGUGGAUACAGUCUUAAUCCCGUGUGUGCUUCUGAUGGGAGUUCAUAUAACAAUCCUUGUUUUGUUCGAGAGGCAUCGUGUAUAAAGCAAGAACAAAUUGACAUAAGGCAUCUUGGCUAUUGCAAAGAGACAGAUGAUACUAGUUUGUUGGGAAAGAAAGAUGAUGGACUGCAGUAUCGACCAGAUGUGAAAGAUGCUAGUGAUCAGAGAGAAGAUGUUUAUCUUGGGAACCACAUGCCUUGCCCUGAAAACUUGAAUGGUUUCUGCAUCCAUGGGAAAUGUGAAUUCAUUUAUUCUACUCAGAAGGCUUCUUGUAGAUGUGAAUCUGGUUACACUGGACAGCACUGUGACAAGACAGACUUUAGCAUCCUCUAUGUGGUGCCAAGUAGACAAAAGCUCACUCAUGUUCUCAUCGCAGCAAUUAUUGGAGCUGUGCAGAUCGCCAUUAUAGUAGCAAUUGUCAUGUGUAUAACAAGAAAAUGCCCCAAAAACAAUAGAGGACGCCGGCAGAAGCAAAACCUGGGUCAUUUUACUUCAGAUACGUCAUCCAGGAUGGUUUAAACUGAUGACUUUUAUAUGUACCCUGACCAUGUGAUAUACAUUUAUUAUGUCUUUUUUUAAAGAAUGGAUAUAUUUAUUUCAGAGGCCUUAUUUUUGGACAUUUUUAGUGUAGUCCUGUUGGCUUGUAUUUAGAAUAUUCUGCUAUAACAGGUUUUGGACUGUUUAGUAGUCUUUGUUUUAUGUUUUUAAAUAUGAAAAUUGAUUUCACAAAUUUGUACCACAUGGUAAUUCUAAGACUUGUUCCUCCCCCAUGGAAUGUAAUAUUUUUGCAAAAAUGGACCACUUCACAAAUGGUAUAAAGUCAUACACUUUUCCCACAGUGACCACAGCCAAUGACGAAGCAUGAACUAAAGGUAAAGAUGUUUACAGAUUACUUUUCUUACAAAGAAAAAAAUCUAGAGGACACUGUGUUUAAAUAGAGAUUUAAAUGUUUUUGAGAUUUAGCAACUGAUUUUUUAGACACUGCCUAUUGCAUGAAUUAAGGAGCUGUGUGUGUGUUAGAUGUAAAAUAUUUAUAAGAUGUAUGGACUGGAAUUUGAUUAUGCUCUUUGAAAAAAUAAUUCUAAUAAUCUAAAAGAGUAUCUGGUAGUAAUGAUGGGACUGAUCAUUGAAUGGUAGAUUUAGAUAUGGAAAUGGGCUGUUUGGCAAGCAGACGGGAGUGAAGCUUACUACAUCAGUUGGAAUACUUUCAUACACAUUCAUUUUUAAAAAAAUCUUUGUUUAACAUGAACAAAUUGUAUCAGUGUUUGUGAAUAAAAUGCAAAAAUGAUUAUUCAUGAUUGGUGCUCUUACAGUGAGCUUAACAGUUACUGAAGACCUCUAUCCAAAUUUGUCUUGUAGUAAUAGCUCUAUUAAUAGAUUGUUGGUGUUUAAAAUCUGAAGUGUGAGUAGAAUGUAAUCAGCUGUUUAACUUGUAGUUUGUAUAUUCAAAACAAUGCAUGUAGAAUUUAAGUAAUAUGUCUAAAAUAUUAAUUUUAAUAUUUGAUUUCGGAAAAGCAUGUUAUAAUAUAAUGUUUUCA
Molecule: messenger RNA, 2596 nt
Organism: Ochotona curzoniae (black-lipped pika)
Lineage: Eukaryota; Metazoa; Chordata; Mammalia; Lagomorpha; Ochotonidae
Product: tomoregulin-1
Exons: 10
Coding region: 423-1577 (384 amino acids)
Molecular function (GO): protein binding
Source: RefSeq, a predicted model, not a curated record